Schistocerca gregaria is the source of this 9350-nucleotide messenger RNA. It is a transcript of the gene BicD, whose product is annotated as protein bicaudal D. Lineage: Eukaryota; Metazoa; Arthropoda; Insecta; Orthoptera; Acrididae. The record is from RefSeq and is a predicted model, not a curated record. The transcript has 13 exons. Gene Ontology annotation, molecular function: cytoskeletal adaptor activity; dynactin binding; dynein complex binding. Gene Ontology annotation, biological process: microtubule anchoring at microtubule organizing center; regulation of microtubule cytoskeleton organization; protein localization to organelle. Bases 1616 to 4015 code for a protein of 799 amino acids. Gene Ontology annotation, cellular component: Golgi apparatus; cytosol.
AAUUUAUAUGACAAACCCAAUGAGUGAACUAAUGAAAAGUUACUGACUCGAAUUACGGUGAAAGGAAAUUUAUGGCACAAAAGAAUGGAUUAUUUGAUAGGAGAUUAGAUAUAUUGUAAUUACCAGUACUCUAAUGGAGGGAAUUGUUGGCGGUUAAAAACUGCAGAGGGAGACCAGGUCUUGACUACAGUAAACAGGAUGGUUAUAGGUUGCAGCAGUAGUGCAGAUAUAAAGCAGCACAGGACAGAGUAGUGGGAGAGCUAGCUACAGCAAAGUUGUCUUUGGACUGAAGACCAACAAAUAAUCAGAACCUUCUUGCAAAAAGAUAAGUUCAGGGGAUGAGAAUUCUGAGAUGUUAAAGUUUAUUCACUGAGAAACCAUUUACAAUUUACUAGUGUGCCUCAUUCUUGAUUUCAUAUAUCUUAUUUGGUGUUUCACAAAGUUGAAAUGAAAGAAGCUUUUGGAUCUUCACAGAAAAGCUGAACAUUAUAUGGUAUGUAUGUUUGUUCUGGUUGAGUGCAUUACAAAUGGUAUAAACUAAACACAAAAUAUAUGCUAAUUCUUAGCAUAUUCUUUACUAGAACCAAGCUUACUGUAAACCUCACGAAGGUGUACCAUAAAAGUGAGAUUGUUUUCACUUCUUGCAUAAUGAAUAUUUGCCCUAAACGGCAUAAGUAGACUUAAAACUCAAAAAAUGUGGUACAAUCUCGGACAACCGCCUAUCUUUUUUCCAUUCUCCAGCCGUUAAUACGGACUGAUUAACACAUACGAGGUUGAUGUACCGUCCGACGUUCAGUGCAUAGUUGAUUACCGAUAAUAGAUGUACAAAAGUAAUGUAGAGCUGGCCACUCUUCUGAAGCAAAUGUCUCGGUUCAUGUAAUUAAUCCAUUCCAUACCGUAACGUUAAUGUAAAUAAUUUGGUGUAAAUCACUUCUAAGUAUUUGGUGACCUUGAAUUCAGAACAGGGCCUACUUCUGUACUUGACAGGAACAUAACGCUACUACCGUCUGCUCUCGAGGUGUGGUUAUGGACGAAUGUAGACACUAGACAGGACCUACUGCGGUAGCUGUUCCAGAGUUUGUGUGACAGUGUGGAUAAUAAAAAAUCCGACUUCAUGCCAGGCACGUUUAUGCGAUAGCUGAAAACUAUAAAUUUUCGGGAAUACUUUGAAAGUUGAAUACAGUAUGCAAGGCUGUACACAACCUACACGUCUGUAAAUUAGGAAUUGAUUUUCACUAGUCAUUUCCGUCAUCAUUUCAGAUAUUUAGUGUUGGAAAUUUGGCAUCGUUUCCCUUAAUUGCCAAAUUAUUGGAAUAAUUAUUUUUGCUACGAAUUUACGGGUGAGAAAUGCUUUCGGGAUGGAAUCAUCAGCUUCUAGUUCUAUUUAUGAAUAUGAACCGCGUAGUGAAACAGAUAAUGACAGAUGGCUACCGCCGUCGCAAGUGAAGGGGACGGUGGCUAAAGAUUGAAUCUUAGUACACAAAACCCGUUCCUUUUCUCCCUCGUGGCAUUAAUUGUUGAUGAAUAUGAGAGCAUGGUUAAGCAGAGGACACUGUAAAUUAAAACGAAAUUCUAUUAGAUAGUUUUGGUUAUUGUUCCAUAGGAAACUGCAAAUAUGGCAUCAUCAGAAUCCAGUUCUCAAGAAGCGACUGUGGAAGAACUGAAAGAAGAAAUUGCUCGACUUAGCCGUGAACUGGAUCAGGCGAGUAGCGAGAACAUACAGUCUGCACAGUAUGGACUGGUACUUUUGGAGGAAAAAAGUGCGCUUCAACAAAAGUGCGACGAACUUGAAACACUAUAUGAAAAUGCAAAACAUGAACUUGAAAUCACUCAAGAGGCACUUGCAAAAUUUCAAACAACUCAUAAAGUAACAACAAAAAGUGGCAUAGAGCAGGAAGAAUCACUUCUUUAUGAAUCAGCUGCCCGUGAAACGUCACUAAAUUCUCAAAUACUGGAUCUGGAAAAUGAGACAAAGCAGCUCCGUCAAGAACUUGAGCGAGUCGUGAAUGAGAGAGACAGAAUAAUGCAGGAAAAUAGUAACCUGGAUAAAAAUAAAGAACUUGCAGACCUAGAAAGAAGGAAAUUGAGAGCUGAAGUGAGGGAGCUAAAGUCGCGGGAAACCAGUUUGCUGACAGAUUAUUCAGAACUCGAGGAGGAAAACAUUAGCUUGCAAAAGCAAGUUUCAAUGCUCAAAUCAUCACAGGUGGAAUUUGAAGGUGCCAAACAUGAACUCCGUAGACUGCAGGAAGACUUAGAAUUGCUUCACCAGCAAGUUGAUGAGUUAACAAAACUGAAAGAAAUUGCUGAGAAGCAAAUGGAAGAGGCUUUGCAGUCUCUACAGGCAGAACGUGAAGCAAAAUAUGCAUUGAAGAAGGAAUUGGACAAACACAUCAAUAAUGAAUCCAUGUAUAACCUGAGUAAUUUAGCAUUUAGCAUUAGAGGUAUUACCGAUGACCACACUGUUGGCAGUGAUGGGGAGGAUGAUCUUCCCGUACUGAGGCGCAUUGAGGCUGAUCUGAAGAGUGAUUCUGUUGCGGAUAUUAGUUCUCCUGAUGACAGACAAGUGGACCUCUUCAGUGAGAUUCAUCUCAAUGAACUCAAAAAGCUUGAGAAGCAACUGGAACAAGCAGAGACAGAGAAACAACAACUGACACAAAACCUAAAGGACUCACAAGCCCAUGUUGAGAAGAGAGAUGGAGAGCUCAAAGCCUUUGUAGCAAGACUUGUACAACUUGCAGCACAUGUGGAUUCAUUGCAGCAUCUAAGACAGAAGGCUGAAGAUCAAUUUGGCAUCAAUGUUCAGGAUUCAGCAAUUGACAAGUUGGUACUGAUUGUUAAUCAGUAUCAGCAGUGGUUUUUAUUAGCUUCCCAUGAAAUUGAACAGUUGCGCAGUGAUUUGCAAGAGCUGGAGAAGGGUCUAAAUUGCAGUGAUGCUACACUGCAACUUAGAACAGAAGUUACGAAUCUCAAAAAUAAGUUGUUAGAUGCUGAGCAGCGAACCCAGGAACUUCAGACUGAUGUACGACUUCUUGGAGAGUUGGCAUCUGAAGCUGGUUCCUCAUUAGACUCAGCUCAGAAUGAUCUCCAAGCAGUGUCAGAUGAGCUUGCACAACUUUAUCAUCAUGUUUGCACUGUCAAUGGAGAGACACCAAGCAGAGUGUUGCUGGACCAUGAGAAGAAAGGGGGUGCUUCGGCCAGUGGGGUUACAAAUAGUGAAGGUGACGCAAGCAAAGAAGACUAUGCUAUGUCAAAGAUAGAGGUUCUGCGUAGCCGUUUGAAAACUGAUGUCCCUCUCAAAGACCUAGAGAGCUUAAAUGAAGCAACAGGAUUGGUAAAACAUAUUGCAACCAUUUCAGAUCAGAUUAAGCAUUUGCGUUCAGCAGUUGAAAAUACUAUAGAGCUUUCAAAAAUGAAAGGAAUGCAUGGAGGCCUUUCAGAAGCAUCAACAAAUGAUUCAAAGGAAGCUGAGCUUGCAGACCUUCAGGAGCAGGUUAUUAAACUGAAAUCUCUACUCUCAACAAAACGUGAGCAGAUAGCAACUCUGAGAAGUGUACUCAAAUCUAACAAGAACACUGCAGAAGUUGCCCUCACAAAUCUCAAGUCUAAAUAUGAAACAGAAAAGGCGAUUGUUAGUGAAACAAUGAUGAAGUUAAGGAAUGAACUGCGCUUACUGAAGGAAGAUGCAGCUACUUUCUCAAGUUUACGUGCAAUGUUUGCUGCUCGCUGUGAAGAGUAUGUGACCCAAGUGGAUGACUUACAUUCUCAGUUAGCGGCUGCAGAGGAAGAAAAGAAAACUCUAAAUCAGCUCUUACGGUUAGCUGUGCAGCAGAAACUUGCACUUACGCAACGCCUUGAGGAACUAGAGGUUGACCGUGAGAUGAGAAAUGCUCGAAGACACCUUCAUACGCAUACAACUCCAGGCAUAGGGGGUGGGGGCCGAGGUGGCAGCAAACCUAGGUUUCCUCAGCCAGGGAGCAGAUCACACUCAAGUAGUGGAGGUCGAGACCAUUUCUAGCCCCGCCUCCGACAUGGCUUUGGCGGUCGUCUACGCCUUUUUACCUGUGUCCUUGCACUUGCUGGGAGCUCUUCCGUGUGGUGAACUCUACACACAUUUCAGUCCAGAUUACAAACAUCGCUAUGGAUGUGGCUUUUACGUUGGCUGUGGCAGUGUCCUCAUAUUUCCUGUAUAGUGUGAACUAGGCAUGUCAUAUGCUAACAUUGCAGUUUUAGAGUGGUACGUGUUAUCAGCAAGAAUUCUUGUGGUACUAAAUAUUAGUUAGCUGAUAAGUAUUUAACAAUUGUUUUCGUAAUUAGUUGACAGCCAACAUGUACACUUCUUACCAUCUUCUGAAUCCAGGUGUAAUGGUUUUACAUUAUAAAUAGGAAGAAUUAAACUCAUCAGUGAAAUUUCUGUGUGGAGUACAACAUUUGAUAAGGCAUCAGUGCAAUCUAAUUUCAUGACCAUGAGUCUGCAAAACCUAGGUAGUUGGUGUAACUGACAUCAAGUUCAUAUUGAGAAUACCAAUUUGUGUUGAAUUACCCUGGGCAGUUUUAAAAUGCCCAUAUAUGCAAACCACCAUUGGAUCGAUCUUGCAGAUAUGAUUUUGGGUAGUACAUAGUUCAAAGAAACGUGACUACAAGGAUUUUCCUCUUAAUUUCUUGUUUGUAUGGAUGAAGUUAUUUAUGUAUUUACUUGCUGGUUGUCUUAAUAAUGGCUUCCGCUAAGCAGCUCAACUUAUUGCACAAACCACUUUCACACCAAAUGUUUCCUUACAGUAUAAUAUUGAUCUGCAGCAACUGGAAGAUAAUGUGAUUUUAUAUGAGGCAAAUUCUUUCUAGCCGUUGCAGUGAAUCUUUACCUAUCUAUCUCAUAUCCCCCGCUCCCCAAACCUGACUUUGGCACAUGUUCUAGUGGCUUUGCAUUUUGUCUGUUCAUCCAUUGUUUGAUUCAUCCAUAUUAUUUAUUUCUUUGAAAAUAUGUUACGGACUCUCUUUUCAAUGGUGGUUUCUAAACAUGCCAAAAUAAACGUACCCUUCCAUUCAAUUGCUGUAAAUAUUGAAGCUGUUGUAUACAUAAAUUUGUUGAUCAUGAAAUCCUUGUAUAGAAUCUGUUAGUGUAUUGUACAUGAGCAUUCCUUGUAAAUACUCAUACUGUGUGCUGUCUUAACUGUUUAUUUGUUUUAUUGUGUCAGUACUUGUGGUAACAACGUAAAAUGUGCUAGUUCCCCGGAACCGUAAAAAUAGUAAGAUAUAUUGCAGAAUUUUUUUCUGCAUGUGCUAGAAAUGGAAGAACAUAGAAAAAUAGGGAAGAAUGUCUUAAAAACUAGUAUAUCCUCUUUUUAAUUGUACAUUGCCUAUAAAGAAAACACAUGGUUCAAAAAUGGAUUACUGUGUUCCUGUGACUAUUAUUUUUCAAUUUUUAAAUGUGUCUCAUUCAUUCCUUUCUUGAUGGUAGUAAUAUGAUGUUACUUACUGAUGACUAUAUUUUGUGCAGCCAUUAACAACAUUCUUGUUGCUCUUUACACGGGAGAAAAUCAAUAUUAUUAUAAAACAUUGGAGGAUGUGUAUUACUGCAGUUAUAAACUAAAACAACGGGCCAACGUGGAUGGUGUAUGGUUACUACAGUUAUGACAAAAUUUAUCAGUUUUGUUGUUCUUUUUCAAGACUUUUCAUUUAUCUUGUUAAAAACCGUUUUGUGAGUUUUAUCCAGUCAGCUAUCCUAAAACAAAUAGGAAUUUAAAAAGAUCGUGGAAGUGUAAUACCGUCUCUAUAAUGAUACCAAUAUCAAUGGCAUGUUAAAUUCUAGAACUAAUAGUGUUAUUAAGCCUCCAGAUUUUAUACUGAUUUUGUUUGUUUCCAUGUCAUACAUUGAAUAUGCACAAGACCAAACAAGAGACUAUAAAUAACGACACAGUGCUGAUCCAUUUUUAACUGAUUUUUUUCGUUCAUCCAAAUAUUGCCUUUUUUGGGACUACUCAUUUGCAAGCUUCUGUCUGUUGCCAUAUUCCAUUUGUAUUUUAAAUUAUGGCGAAACUAUAGUGCCAGGGGCAAAUGCUUUGACUUUUUAGGGAUAUCAUUAACACCCUCACCCCUUCAGCCCUCCCUGUUCACAGUGGAUUUGUAAUGUAGCCUUCAAUUAUUUGUGGGGGACUGAAUGUAACAUGUUCUGUACAAGAAAUAAUAUUUGUUUCCGUAAUGACUGAUUAGUAUAGAAAUUCAGUAUCAGCUAUUUAAUAUAUAUGUAACAAGUGAAACAAAUGGUUAAAAUUUGGAUGCCAUACAUAGAGGCAGCAGAAAUAUGAUGCUGGUAUGAUCUAUAUUAAUAUUUUUUCCUGCAAAUUGAACAGAUUUUAAUAUGAUGCUUGUAUGUCUACUGUUUUAAUCCAGAUAAAAGUUUGUCACUACUUAGAAAGCAGUGCCAGAAUUAUAAAGAAAAGCUAUCAUAAAAAUGCUUUUUAAAACAAAAAUACUUAGGCAGAAAAUGUUCAUUUGUUGCCAUGGAAAUAGUGCAGAUACUUAAUCGUACAAUAUAAAGUAUGAGAUGGCGAAUGCAUUCAUUGCUAUCUAAUGCCAUUAAAAGAAGGGGGUGGGGGCAAAAUAUUGGUCAGUGAAACUGACUGCUUUUACUUACUUUCUUGCAGUAUUUUUUGUCAAAUUAUACUUUAGAAAAUGUAAUAAUGUCCAAUGUUUACUGUAAGAUGAGCAGAUAUGUUUGAGCAUUUUAAUGUAGUUUCAUUGUAGUGGGAUGUGGUAGAGUGUUUCUGUAUACUUCUCACUUGCAUAAUAGUUUAGCAAAACUUGGUUCUUUGGAACCUUGAGGGUGUAUUUUUGUCAUUUUUAUUAUCAUUAUUAGACAUUAUGUGGUUAAUUUGUAAGUUUUAUCAUAACAUUUGUGAUUAAAUUAAUGAAUUGAUGUGAAGCUGAUUAAAAACUAGUCCUGAAUCGUACUUGAAGCAGCUGUUUUGCUCGGAUAUUGUAUAGUGUUUAUCAAGAAAUUUGUACCAAUUACUGUUGUGAAGAAAUUGUAUUUUAUGAUGUCAGUUAUUUUGACUCUGGGGCUCCCAUUUUAAUAUACUUGAAUGGUUGUGUUUUAUGUAUUUUAUGCAUAUGGUGCACAUAUGUGUAUCCAAUUGCUGUUGUACAAUGAUAAAAGGACAAGGAUAGUGCAGAGGCAGCCAAAUUUGACAAUUGUUGUGAAGGUCUUUCGAGUUUUGACCUUUAUCUACCCAUCUGUUCUGUUCCGAUAGUCCAUCUUUCAAAGAGCCAGUCAUUAUGUGCUGUAUAUGUCCGAGCCAUGCGGAACAGUACAGUCCGUCCCCUUAUAGGAUAGACACUUUACAAAAAAUUGUCCAUCUCUCUCUCUCUCUCUCUCUCUCUCUCUCUCUCUCUCUCUCUCUGUGUGUGUGUGUGUGUGUGUGUGUGUGUGUGUGUGUGUGCGUGUGUGUGCGUGUGCGUGCGUGCGCGUGCGUGCGCGUGCGUGCGUGCGUGCGAGAGUGCAUGCGCACACACAUACAUUUCCACAUAUGUAUGUGUGAACCUGAUAGCGCAGUGUGCACAUAUGGAAGGGUGUUGGUGCAUGUGGGGCUAUGAGAGACAAUGUUAGUACUUUCGGUGCAGCAUUUAGUUGCAGAACGUUUCUGUAAUCAUUUUGAUGACUUUCUAGCUAUUGAAUAACGAUUAAAUAUUUUAAGAUUCUGAUAUUUGUAUUUGUCUUUUGUAUUAUAAUUUUAUGUGUAAAUUAUCCAUAUCGUACACUUCGUUAUUAAUUUAUAAAUAACUUAAAAUUUUCUGCUGUACUCUGAGGCGAAAAGCUAAUGUAUACAAGAAGAGAUGGUAUUGGUUAUUGUGUGGUUUCCCAUAUUACAAACCCGUACGUGAUUUGAUUCAGUCAAUGUACCUUAGAAUCUAAUAAUUGUAACUUAAAUCGAAUUUUUACUGUUCAAGUGCAGGAUUUAAAGAGCAUUUCGUAUCUUGCUAAGUGCAGUGCUUAAAGACUGAUUCAUAGUUGUGUGCAGUAACCCUGUAUUAAUUACUACACAGUUUUUACCUGAUUUUGGAAAUGAUUCUUCAUAAUAGUGUUACAGGAAUUGUUAAACCAUUCCAAAAAUGUUGUUUUCUUUGGAGUUUAUUUAACAGAUAGCUUACACAAAAUUAAUGGUGGCAGCAAAUUGUAUCUUAUUAUUUAUUGUUAUUAAUUGACUGUGGUAUGAGUGCAUAUUAUUUGUAAUGUUUUUAAUAUUGUGUACUUGGUACAAAAGAAAUGUUUUGUUAUUUUAUUGUUGAUGUUUUAACCAUAAAUAUAUAUAUAUUAAUAAUCAUUUUCUUCUUUUUGGAAGCAAAUUUCUCAAAAAUGUGAGUAUAUGCAUAUAUAGUAUACGUGUAGCUCAGAGGGAGAAUGUAUAUGGUAUUUUUCUUCUGAAAGCCAACCGAAAGAAAAGAAUUGUUCAAACUCAGUGAAAAACUUCCAUUAUAUUUUCUUGUUGGGAGGAGGUGGACAUGGGCAUUGGACUUGUAUUUUUCUCUACACACCAAUUGGUUAUCUCAUUUUUGUGACAUACAGUGUAAUAAAGAUGCCCAAUAGAAGAUCUACAGAAUUCAUUAGACUUUUGACAGUUCUGAUGUCUUCUCUUUUUGUUAAACUGCUGUGCAGUUUAUUAAUUUUUAUAUAAUGUCUCUAGAGCAGAUCACACAGUCCAUUGAUCUGUUGUAAAAAAUGACCAAUAUCAGGUUAAACCUGCCAGUUUAUUGAAAUUGUAUUAUGAAAUCAAAAAUAGAUAUAAACUUUUCAUUAAACAAAAAGUUUUUGUGUUCAUUUUUACCUGCACUUCUUCAUUACACCUGAAUUGCAAUAAAAUGUUUAUAGGAAGCAGUAUGUUUCUACUAGAUACUUUGAUGCUUCCAUACUCUCUUCCCAUAAUUAUAUGGUGCUCAUAAAAAUGAAACAUUGUUGUGAUUCAAGAGACAUUUGUCAUCUUGCAGAAUUUUAUUGUUAUGUACUACAUAAUUUUAUCUCAUAAAUCCAGGUCACUGGCUAUAAUACUCUGACAAUGUGGCAUCUUUGGAGAGCACUAAUGUUAGUUUUGUGAAAUUUAUGUCAUUGACACCUUUCCACAAAUAAUCAGACCCACAGAUAUCUGUAAAUGAGAAUGUACUAUAAAACAUUUUUCCACCUGUUGUGUCCUCCUUUUCAUUAUCACAUUACAGUUCAUAUAUGCAUUGAGUUUUUCCUCUCAGAUUUCCUGAAUAGAUGCUAAGAAGUAGAUUUAUGGCAAUAAAUUAAUUUAUUUCUUUUAGAUACUCGUUGCUGGAGCAGUGUGUGGCUUCUGAGAGAAGUAAAUUUUUUUUCUCCA